This is a messenger RNA of Cydia amplana, 10280 nucleotides long. It is a transcript of the gene Tet, whose product is annotated as methylcytosine dioxygenase TET. Gene Ontology annotation, molecular function: DNA binding; DNA 5-methylcytosine dioxygenase activity; zinc ion binding. The record is from RefSeq and is a predicted model, not a curated record. Gene Ontology annotation, cellular component: nucleus. The transcript is spliced from 12 exons. NCBI's taxonomy places the organism in Eukaryota, Metazoa, Arthropoda, Insecta, Lepidoptera, Tortricidae. The coding region runs from base 848 to 7972 and encodes 2374 amino acids. Gene Ontology annotation, biological process: positive regulation of transcription by RNA polymerase II.
GCGCGCGCCAGUCCGCCGCCGACCCGCGCCGCGCUUACACGCGCACCACAUCCCCGCGCGAAGCUACACACGCGCAACUGACGCGAUCGCGAACUCCGAUUCCCUUUUUGUUUAUUUUUCGCGUCCUUCGAACCGUUUUGUGUUACCAAGGCGGCGAAAGAAGUCGGCGCAUGGAUCGAGCCACAAGAGAAGACUGGUGCAGGCCGCCCGGCUAGCCGCCGCUCCACCCACCAAAAGACGACCCACAAACCAAAGCCUCCAGUCAUAUCUUUCGUUUAAAAUCUAAAUAUAAGCACUAUUUUUUAAACCUUUUAACGAUAAACCGUAAAUAGUAUACGCUAACUCCCAAACAGUACAAAUUAAUUUAAGUCUGAAGUGAUCGGUAUUUACAAUAAGAAGAACAAACGAGCGAAAGAAAAAUCUAUCAACGACCAGUAUUUAAACGUUCCAAAAUAAUAGAUAUCGUUAAACGAGUGCACAAAAUAUUUAUCGAUCGUUAACGCAGUCGACGCAUUUUUCUAAAAUUCAGCCAAAGAUUUUAUAAAACCGUAGUUAAGACUCGUGUGUAAAUCUGCCUCUCGGGGAUUUUUAUAUUUAUUUGUUAGUGAUUAAUGAAAUUGUGAUUAGUGUAGUGUAAACCAGUGUGCCGUAUAACCGUAAUUUAAGUGCUAUCUAGACAGACUUUAACCAAUUAACUUUAGGCAGUCAGAGUACAAAUAUCAAGUUCCAGUGCAGCGAGUGUUCAUAGCGAGAUAGACUUAGUAGAGCUUAUUUUUGUACAACUUUACGUGUUGAGCGUUUGUGUUGCGGUGAGGAUGAGGAUCCGCUACCGCCGCGGACGGGCGCCAUGAGCGAGGCGCUGCGGAGCGAAGCGGGCGCGGACGCGCACCUGCCGCCCUUCUCGACCUUUGUCGGAGACAUGGCCGAGAACGAGCAGCGCAUCCUCGCGGCCGACGCGCGCCUGCUCGACCCCGGCUGGGAGUACUACGAGCGCGGCGACGCCGUUUCCGUCAUCGCCAGUCAAGCGCAGUACCGCCCCUGGGAGUCCAUGCCCAUCACCGUCGGCGCCAAGGAUGCCAUCCUGCGCGCCGGCUUCUCCUCUCCCCUCGACUACCAGUCCGUCACCCUGCAGCCCAUCAACAAGCUGCCGUCCUUCCAGAGCCAGUUCCAGACGUUUCCGGAGACGACCGUCAUUCCCGAGACGGGGCUGCCGAGCGUGACGCCCGUCCCGGUCACGGCCAGCCCCACGCCCAGCGCCAGCCCUAGCCAGCUGACGCAGCUCACGCAGCUGACGACGCCGUCGUCUCCUGCGCACCUCACAACCCUGGCUCAGGUCACGCCGCUCUCCACAACCCUUACUACGCUAUCGCCUGUCAACGCUACAACAUUCCAUACACUCACGGCAGUAAACGCCAGGAGUUACCCCAUUGUCCCGGCACCGCUGCAAGCCCGGGAGCUCGCACCUGCCGGACAAGCUUACAUUGAUGACCGGCACAUACAGCUAUACCAACCAAAUAUCGCUACGAUCAAUGCUUUUCCUACUCAAAAUGGUAUUUUACACCAAAAUGGGACAAUCCUCCAUCAAAAUGCGAGCUUACUACAGAACAUUCAGAGUCCAACCGUGGUUCACGUGUUGAAAAACGAGCCGUUCGAUAUGAAAUCGCUCCAAGAGAAGUACACACCGAAUGGGCUACAUCACAGUAAUUUCCAGAACCCGAUGUUGAUAGAAAGCGGGUAUGAGAAGAAAAACGGUUUCGGGAACGGGUCGUCGCCCACGAGAUCGGAUUUCCGGAAGAAAGAGAGGCGGAAAAUGCGAGCUAACAGCUCGGAAUCCGACGGCUCCAACAUGGAGAUGGGGUCUGAGAGCAGCGGGCAGGUGGCCGCCGUGUCGUCCACCGCCGGCUUCAAGUCGCCGCUCCAUGGGGCUCCGCCCAUGAGCACAGGACCCAUGGAUCUAGACGACAUCUCUUCAGAGAAACAGACAAAGAAGAAGCGCAAACGAUGCGGCGAAUGCAUCGGUUGCCAGCGCAAGGACAACUGCGGCGACUGCGCGCCGUGCCGCAACGACAAGAGCCACCAGAUAUGCAAGCAGCGGCGCUGUGAGAAACUCACCGAGAAGAAGGUCUUGCAAGACAUCAAGGUAAAUAUGAGUUACCGAGGCCGAAAGCCUCUAGGCGGCACCGCAGGCGUCCCCGGCCCCGCAGGAGUGGUCGUCCCCGGCGUGGCCGGCCUGAGCCCCGGCGUGCCCGCAGCAGCGUCGCCGAGCCCCGCUCCGCAGGCGCCGGCCGCCCCUAGCCCCUCGCCGGCUACCACGCCCGGCAUGAAGCAGGAACACCCUAGUCAACCCAUGGCCCCAAUGCCUUUCUACGCCGGCGAUCCCAACAGGUUCCCUACGACCUGGCAAACCGACCCGUCACAAGGUUGGCAGAACCAGUUCAUCCAACAGCUUCCAACACAAACCGGACAGACCACCCUCGACUACCAGGGCAACCAUACAGCGUACGCCACGUCACCGUACCAAGCCAACACCACUUACACCGUCCAGAACGUCGCCACCACCUUCGACGUGACCAACAACACGUACUACCAGGCGGGCGUCCAGGCCGUGCCGGCUCAGCGACCGCCCUCUGCUCGGGCGUACACCCCCGUGCCCUCGCCCCGAGCGCCGCACUACCCAGAGUACCAACAACAGUACGCCCAACAAGCGACUACUCCAGGAGUCACCGGCGGCAAUGACUCCCGACCCGCCUCCGCCGCCUCGUACCAAAGCGCCGUCCCGACUACCUCCGCGCCCGUCUACAGCGUCAGCCAACAAACUUACGAGCGCACCGACUAUCAAGAACACUCGGAGGAGUACAACGGUGAAAACGGCACCGGAGAAUCCAGCAACGACACGGAGAGGCAAGAUAACACCCCGAAUGGACAGCAUUCGGGAAACGCCGAGCCUGGGUACCUGCAGGGGAGCAGCGGUCCGCGAGCUUCACUCGAUUGUAGCGGGUACCCGGGCGGCUAUAAUGGCGGACACCAGUACAGGGAGAAUGGACAGAGCCAACAACAACAGCAGCAACAACAACAGCAGCAGCAGCAGCAACAACAACAACAGCAGCAACAACAGCAGCAGCAACAGCAACAAGACUGGCAACAGCGCCAGUGGCAGCACAACCAAAGAAUAAACCAACAGAUGCAAAACCAACAACUGCAGAACCAACAGUUACAAAACCAACAAAUGCAAAAUCAAGUAAUACAAAACCAGCAGCAGAUUCAGAAUCAACAACAACAACUUCAGAGUCAGCAGCAACAGAUUCAGAAUCAACAGCAUAUACAGAACCAGCAGCAAAUGCAAAACCAUCAGAACCAACAUAUGCAACAGCAGCGCGAAGACGCCGAGCAGCAGCUAUUCUCGCAAUCAGACCGUGUCAACCUCAACUCUCGACUCAAGACCAUGAUUCUCAAUAAGCAGAGUCACGCACGCGACGGUUCGGGGACGCCGCCCGACAAAGGCGACCCCGGAGAGGGUCCACCCAGACCUCUCGACGAGAGAAAAGGCGGCGCCGUCAACGAUGACAGAAAUACCACCGGUCAUUUUUUAUCGUAUAGCCACCAUCUCCGAGAUAAUUACCGCUUAGGCGAGCAGUAUCCUGCCGCUGGUAAUUAUUCACAAAACGCUCACGCCUACGGCGCGAGCGAGUUCGGAGGUGGUGGCCACCACGUAUGGGAGGGGGGCACGGAAGUGCCGAGAGGUUACGAUAAACACGCUAAGAACGCGAAGACUCAGAAGCUGCCGUCCUACGCGGACGUGCGAGAGCAGUACGGUUAUCCAUCUGCACCGUACGAAGCGCAGAAAUAUGCAGAAAUGUAUGGUAGUGAUAGUUUAAGUUACAGUCAAACGGAUAGUAAAGAUUUCCAGUCGAAAAUGGUUAUAGGGCCAGUAUCGGAAAUGAACCAGCAGAACUGCGCGCCGGCGCGCGACACCAACGCACAAACGAGGAAUUACGAUCACAGGGAGUACGACGCCAAAUUUAGACAUCCCUCGGCACCGCUAAUACCUAAACUAGAAACGCCAGACUCGUAUCAAUACCCUAAAGACGACAGGCUGAAGGAUCAGUCUAGGCUUCAGCAAAACGGUAACCCAAAUUAUUGCAAAAGCAAGGACAUGAACAACCCUUACCGGGAAUACCCAAACGGCAUAGCACGCUCGCAGAGUACAGUGCUGCCACCUAUUUCUACUAUAAAGCAAGAAAAUUUUGGUCAAAAGGCGCAAAAUUACCAGAAUUUUCAGAAUUACCCGUACGAGAGAAGACAAGAAGCUGAAGUGUAUCCAAGAUUACAAAAAAACAUGGGAUUUCAGAAGUACAAUCGGAAUUAUAUCGAGCAACAAAAACAAGCUAAGGAAUUGGAGAAUCGAAUUAAUAUUGAGAGAGCAUCGGAGCCAAGAGCGCCUUACUAUAUAGAACAAAUAAAGUCGGAACAUUCUCCUCCAGGGCAUAAGAUUUACAAAAAUUUAAGCUACAAUGUUCCAAAGAGCCAUGAGCCUUAUAUGUACCCCGGGGACGGUGGUCCAGCGUCCAUUAACAACGAGAUAGGCUACUCUUGCUGCCGACAAGGGUCUACCAAGAAGCCGCCUCCAGAACAUUUGCGAGAUGGCGCCUGUCCCGGCCUUCAAACUAAGGACGAAAUCCUAGAAGACGACCCUGAAGAAAAGGACGCCAAAAAGCCGCCAACCCCCGUCCCAGAUAUAACUAAAGUUAAAGAGAACCAAUUCAACUACUCGAAGGAAUACUUAGAGAAUCUGGAACGGUUAAAAAACAAUUCGAGGACGGAGGUGCCUGACUGCAAUUGCUUUCCCGCUGACAAGAAUCCUCCGGAACCUGGCAGCUAUUACACUCAUUUAGGAGCAGCGGCAACCCUAGCAGAGCUUCGGAAGGAGCUCGAAGGUCGCACAGGGUUGUCAGGCAAAGAGUUACGCAUCGAGAAAGUUUGCUACACCGGCAAGGAAGGGAAGUCGGCCCAGGGCUGCCCCAUGGCCAAGUGGGUGAUUCGUCGCUCAAGCUACACCGAGAAAGUUCUAGUGGUGGUGAAAUGCCGCGCCGGGCACAAGUGCCCAACCACGUGGAUCGUGGUGUGUCUGGUGGCGUGGGAGGGCAUCCCGCAGUCCGAGGCCGACUUGGACUACACGCUGUUGUCGCACAAACUCAACCGCUACGGCUUGCCUACCACCCGGCGAUGUGCUACUAAUGAAAACAGAACAUGCGCCUGUCAAGGACUGGACCCAGAAUCCUGUGGCGCCUCCUACAGCUUCGGCUGCUCUUGGUCUAUGUACUACAACGGCUGCAAAUACGCACGUUCCAAAACCGUCCGCAAAUUCAGACUUUCCGUGAAAACAGAAGAGUCCGAAAUAGAAGAGCGAAUGCACGUGCUCGCGACGCUGUUGAGCCCCCUGUACAUGAACUUGGCCCCGAAGAGCUUUGAGAACCAGUGCCAGUUUGAGAAGGAGGCGUCGGAUUGUAGAUUGGGGUUUAAGCCGGGACGGCCGUUUUCUGGCGUAACAGCAUGCAUCGACUUCUGCGCGCACGCCCACCGCGACCUGCACAACAUGAACAACGGCUGCACCGCCGUCGUCACCCUCGCCCGCCACCGCUCGCUGUCCAAGCCCAACGACGAACAACUACACGUGCUGCCUUUGUACGUGCUGGACACGACGGACGAGUUUGGGUCGAGGGAAGCGCAGGAGGAAAAGAUCAAGAGCGGCGCGCUCGAGGUGUUGGAUAAAUAUCCCAUGGAAGUACGCGUGCGCUCCGUCCCACUCCAGCCCUGCCGAAGGCACGGGAAGAAGCGGAAAGACGAAGAAGCGACCGACGCCAACAACUCCACCGGCAGCCAGCCCAGCCCCACCGGCCAGAAGAAGCCCGUGCACCCCCCCGCGCCGCGCACCCCGCAGCCCGACGCGCGCAACAACCCCAGCCCGCGCAGCCAUAGCGCCUCCCCCGCCCCCCGCGCGCUCACCCCCGCGCGAGCACACUCCAACCCCUCGCCCUACCCCAACAACUCCUUCAACUCCGCCUUCAACCCCAUGCACAACUCCACCGGCCUCAUGAACCCCAACCUGAGCAACCCCGCCCUGCUCGACAUGGCCACCAUGAUAGACAACUUCACCGACGCCCAGCUGCAGAGCAACCAGAUAUCCAGCACCGUUCUCGACUCGCCGUAUAACUCCUACGAGCAGAGUUACAACCUGCACCACCAGAACGCGCUGUAUCCGAACCACGUCAACAAUCCUCCGCCGGUCGAAAGCUGCCAGAAUCCUAAUCCCGAUGAGCUUCCCGGUUUCGCUUCCGGUCUACAGAAGAGGGACCAGUUCCCGAACCCUCCGAGUAGCGAUCAGAUGAACCCCUCGCAGAACCAGUGGCCGGAUUUCGCCGGCGCCGAAAUGUUCAGCAACGUCGUCAAGGAGGACCCCGAUUCCACGACGGCGCAUCUCAACGUUCCGCCGAACAACUACAGUCCGGACUCAAACAGAAGCGACACAAAUUCCGACACGUUGUCCCAAAAGAAUCCUGCGGAAACAGAUAAAAACUCUCUCAUAGCUGACCUCGCGCAGAAACUUCCAGACUUCGAUAUGCCAAGCUCCCCGAGACUGACUGAAAUUUCGCAGAAAUCGCAGAGCACCCCGGCCUCGCCGGCUCCUUCUCAAGUUCCUGAGUUAAAAUCUCCAAACAACAGUACUGAAUUAAAUGCUUCCUUAGAAUCGCGAAAGAGUGUGUGGAAAUCACCCGAAUCCAAGAAUUGGGAUCCUUCCAAAACCAAGGAACCUACGACUCCAGAAAACGAAAACUCCUUGUUCAGGGUUCCAAAGGCGCGGCCUCCCUCGCGAUCACAGCACGUCAAUCCUGCCGAAGGCAUGGAGAACACUACAUUCUUGAAACCGUAUCCACCUUCAGACAGAACGCCACUAGCCCAAGGAUACGAACACAGAAGUCCAUACGACAAUAGGUCACCGAACAACACUGUCCCCCAAACUGCCACAUCCCAAGCCAACUACACUAUCAGCCACGAUGAUAGCCAGAAUAUGGUCGCGGCCAACAAACCCACCGAGUUCUCCGGCAGCAACUUCCAAGCUGUCAAUCAACAAUCCUACGGAAAUCAAGCUCCGAUUCAGGGCUACGGCAACUACCCCCAGGUGGCCAACGCCUACAGCUUCCCGACAAAUCCGUACGGACAUUUUAAUCCGUACGAAAAUACGUACAACGACUACAACAGCUUGGCGUACUACAACGCCGAGAAGUACAAAAGGGAGGAGCUGCUAAGAAAUCCCCACUGCUACAACUCGUACGGGUAUCAAUAUAAUCCUAAUUUUGCGCCAAAUUUUUAUCAAAAUCCAAGUCCGAACUGGUGCCAGUCGUCGCCGAACUGGUGCCUGUACCCGCCGCCCUUCUCCAUACCCUACCCGCCCGAGCCGCCGAAGGCCGAGCCCAUAGGGGAGGUCACCGAGGUCACGGACAACCUCGAGUGCUUCAAGGACGGCCAGAUGGGCGGCGUCGCCAUCGCCCUCGGCCACGGCAGCGUGCUCUUCGAGUGCGCCAAGCACGAGAUGCACUCGACGACGUCCGUCCGGACGCCGAACCGGAUGAAUCCGACGCGGAUAUCUCUAGUUUUCUACCAGCACCGGAACCUCAACCGGCCGAAGCACGGCCUCGAGGAGUGGGAGGAGAAGAUGAGACUAAAGAAGCUGGGGCUGACCCCGCCGCCUUGCGCGGCCGGCUCCGCCCCCGCGUCGCCGUCGCCUCGCGCCGCCGCGCGGGCCGACGUGCCCGGCUACGGCUCGCUGGCCGCGCUGGUGGAGGCCACGGCGGCCGCGCGCCGCGCCGGCCACGUGCUGCUGCGCGCACACACCAACACCACCACGUCGUGGACCACGCUGUUCCCCAUGCACGGCUGCACGGUCACGGGGCCCUACCAGGAGUCGGCCACCUGACGGCCCGAGCGCCGCCCGCCCGCACCCUCCGCUCCGUCCGCCGCGCUCGAGUGAGCGAGACGAGAGAUGUUGCCUUUCCAUUAGUAGACUAUAGGUAGAGACGCAGUGCUUUCCGACUAUUGUAGUUCCUCGAUUUAUGAAAUUUAAAUAUAAGUCGGGCCGGUCCGGACCCGGUCACCCGAGUGAGUUUCCGAUCAAAGAUGUAAUUUUAAGUUAUAUUUUUUAAUAGUGUUUAUCGCAUUUCAGCUAGUCUUACGUUACUAUGUUAGUAUCGAAUCGUGUAUCGUCGAAGUGACCGUUAUCGUGUAGAUUUGUUUUUUGUAUAUUCUUGUCGUAUUUUAGUUUGCCGAAAUCGAUUUGUGGCCCUUUUUGGAUCUAGUUUUUAUUAUUUUACAUUCUACGUUUUAAAAUAGAAUGGUUAGUAUUUUGUCUGCAUAUUUUGUGGGUGUUUUCUAAUACGACGCAGUGCUUGUGCAUCGCGAUGAUCUCAACUACUAACCUGUGACUAGCUUACGAGACAGAGUACAAAACGUCAGACGAUACUCGCGCCGCCGCCGGCAGACUUGCCGUCGGCGAGCGUGUUUAUUGAUAUUUUUGUACCUUUGUUUAUGUAUUUAAGUUGUUUUAAUUGUAUUUUAAUUAAAUACCAUUCCUCUGUAUUGCUGAUCAUUUGCAUAGGCGUAUUUAUUAUUAUUAAAUCAAACGGUGGCGCUCGAGCGACACGGUUAGUACCACAAAGAUAUCGAGUGCUUUUCUAUUAGGUUAGGAUGUGUGUAUUUUUAACUUUUUAGAGUAUUUAACUUAUUUAUAUUGUAUUACGUGAACCAUUGUCAGAUCAUUUCCUUUGUAACGGUUUAGUGUUACUGUAGACAUUAAUAUAUUUCCUUUACGUCAUCACAUUAAAUUAUUACAGUUGUUUUUAGCAUGUUCAAGUAGCCUUCUUUACUUUUCACUAGUGCCUGCAUGUUCGGCCGCAGACCGAGGUCUGUAGACAUUCGAUAUUAACUAAAGCAUUAAUUGCCUUGAUCGUUUGAUCAAGUGAUGUGUCUACUGACUUAAUCAUCUGACGUAGACGAUAAAAUUUUAUAAAAUUAGGUACAUACAAUAAAAAGAUGAGUAAUAAAUUACAUACAUUUAUAUAAGAUAGAAUAUUUGCAGAAAAAAACAAUUGUCAGGCGCUUGGAAAGAUUAUAAAGUAGGCGUAUUAUUGAAAUGAAUGAAAACAUACUGAUUAAUAGUUAUUAAUAUAUAAUUAGCGUAAGAAAAAGUUUGUUUUAAAGAUUAAACUAUUGAUAUAGUUUAUAUUUUUUACGUGUACGUAUUUAUUGAAUGGUAAAUUUAUUGGGACGAACGUGAAAUUAUUUAUAGGUUAAAAGUUUUGAAGACAAAACUUAUAAAAAUUAAGCAAUAAUAGACAUCGGAGUCUAUGUAAAUUGUAAGGUAGGAGUUGAAUUAAAAUUAACGAAUGGUGCGAAUUGUCGUCGAUCUUAUGGAAAUGCUUAACGUUUCGAAACUUACCAAAAUUUGCCUAAAAUUGUAUUUGGAUAUAAUUUGUGUAGACGUUGUAAAAAGUCUUGCCAUUGCCACUUGCCAACGAUCGUGACCCAGCUCUGGUCCCGUCGGGACUGCACAUAUCAAACCCAUCGCAAUAUUUAUAAUGUAUUUACGCGUUACAAACCUCAUUUACCCAACUUCCAACCACGUUACUAUCAAAAUGUCUUCUUGGUGUAUUCUGUCCCUCGUCAAUUUUAAGUAUACCGACUUUUGAUCGUACUGUGGUACUAGCAUUAAACCGAAGUUUAUAAUUUUAUACGCGUUUUGCAAGGGCAACAUUUUGACACCAAAAUUGUAAAGAUAAAAUUUGUAGCGUAUGUAAAGAAAUCAUGUAUCAUCGGUCUUUUAUAAGCGUUGUAUCAGUUAGGUCACUUCACUAGAAACCUGUGAUAUACCCAUUAACUUGAGUGCUUGGACUGCUUGUAACGUGUAUUCUUCAGUGUGCAUGAAAGUAUGUGGUAUUUUACAUCAAAUUCUAAACUCAAAACCAAAAACGACCAGUAUUGUCAUAAAGUUGUAACCAAAAAGCAUGACGUUUAUUUGUUAAUUUCGCCUGAUUUCAGGUGUUUUAAUGUGGGUUAUUACCAUAUGGUUUUUACAAUUUAGGUUACUUUACGCCCUGAGCGUUAAUUUAAGUUACGACAAACCUAUUGUGUAACAAUAUUUUUAUUGUCUUCUGCCAAAACAAAAGAGUAAUCGAAUGUGUCAUGUAAAUAGAACUACCAUUAUUUAUUAAUACAAUAAUUUAAAAAGA